AUGGCAUCAAAUAGCAGCUGUGCGGACUCGGCAGUCAGAAGGUCUCACUCGGUGCGUGGCGAGCAGGCAUUGUCUAGUGGACACAGAACCGCUGUGCGGUGGUCACACUCGCCCUUUAGGUCUACUUGGGUCAGCUGGGUCAGCCCGUUUCGGUCUCAGGGUCUCAGGGUCCGAGGAGGCCCAAUUGAAGCAGUGGGAGACGGUCCCGGGCUACCAUUUUCUGCUCCAGUCCGUGUACCUAAACACAGACCAUCCCCUGCAAAUUCGCUGGCUCGCCAUAAUCUGUCUCAAAAACGGCGUCGACAGGUACUGGCGGUCGACCCGGGUGCACGCCAUCUCGAAGGAGGAGAAGGCAGAGAUCAGAAAGCACUUUUUCGACUCGCUGGAGGAGUCGAACGACCAGCUCACUAUCCAGAACGCCCACGCCGUCGCGCGCGUUUGCAGACUCGACUUCCCUGGCGAAUGGAGCACCGUGUUCGAGGAGAUCGCCGCAGUGCUGGACACGGCCACCGCAAACAUCGUCAAAGUGCACAACAUGCUGCUCAUCACCAACCAGGUCCUCAAGGCUCUUGCCUCGGUGCGGAUCGGCAGAGCCCGCGCAGCGCUGCAGAACAAAGUGUCGGUGGUGGUUCCGCACCUGGUGCGCCUGUACCACGUGUUCUUCAGCCACUGGACCGCAGACGGGAAUUUCGACGCAGCAAGCAUGGAGGUCGGGUAUCUGUGUCUCAAGAACCUGCGGCGGGCCGUGGUGGACGGAUACGAGUACCCGCACCGGGACAGUCUUGUGGUGGAGUUCUACGAGGUGUCGUUGCAGCAUUUGCAGAAACUGCUGCUGCUCCACGAGAGCUCUCAGCUGCCGCUGCUCGAGAGAUAUAUUAA
Ogataea haglerorum is the source of this 879-nucleotide messenger RNA. RefSeq lists its product as uncharacterized. The transcript is spliced from 2 exons. The record is from RefSeq and is a predicted model, not a curated record. NCBI's taxonomy places the organism in Eukaryota, Fungi, Ascomycota, Pichiomycetes, Pichiales, Pichiaceae. The coding region runs from base 1 to 879 and encodes 292 amino acids.